This is a messenger RNA of Penicillium vulpinum, 1527 nucleotides long. Its product is annotated as cytochrome P450. The coding region runs from base 1 to 1527 and encodes 508 amino acids. The record is from RefSeq and is a predicted model, not a curated record. The transcript has 3 exons. NCBI's taxonomy places the organism in Eukaryota, Fungi, Ascomycota, Eurotiomycetes, Eurotiales, Aspergillaceae. Gene Ontology annotation, molecular function: monooxygenase activity; oxidoreductase activity, acting on paired donors, with incorporation or reduction of molecular oxygen; heme binding.
AUGAACACCAACAACGGCACCACGACGUACCAUGUCGCGACGCAUACCCAAGAGGAGUCUCUUUGGGACUACUUGACUUUCAAAAAUAUUGUAGUCACAGUUAUCCUGUUUACUCUCAUAAUUCCAAAGGUUUUGCAGUUGAUCCAGAGGGUGUUUUCGCCCCUCCAAAAGGUCCCUGGUUCUUUUGUACACAAGAUAACAUCAUGGCCACUGAAAAUAUCUAUCACCAAAGGUGAAAGCCACCACUUUACCGUCAACCGGCAUAAAAAAUACGGCCCCGUCGCCGUUCUCGCUCCGGGUAUGAUCUCAGUUUCUGAUGCCCAUGAAAUCAAACGCAUUAUUCAAACGGAGGACUGGCCCAAGUCCGAAGCCGUGUAUGGCAACUUCCGCCAGGAUCCCGACCGCCCAACUCUCAUCGCUUACACCGACAAAAAGGCGUACUCACAACGCAAGCGCCUAAUCUCGUCCAUGUUCGGUCUCCGCUAUAUUCGCAGCAUGCAGCCAUCUAUGUUGGACUGCAUCACGGUACUAGUCAAGCAGUUGGAAGCUCGAUGCCAAAGCGCCGGUGACGGCAUAGUGAAAGUCGACAUGCAGCAUCUCAUCCAAAGCUUGGCAGUCGACAUCAUCGGCAUCACCACCUUUGGCCAGAGUUUUAAUGUUGUCGAUAAUGGGUCUCACCCCUUACCGGAUCGACUCAAGCAGGGUCUCAAGCUCUCUGGUCUCCUACAAUUCAUGCCCUGGAUCCGCAGCAUCCCUUUUCUCCCCACACGCGACCCGUACGUGAACAGUUUUACAGCUGGUGUUGUCGAUAACCGACGGUCGCUACUUAAAGGAGAGGGAAAAGCACCCCAAGACCUGCUCCAGAAGCUUGUCGAGGCGUCGGACAAUGAGAUCGCGUCGGAAUUCCGCCUUUCGGAUGUCCAGGACGAAUCUGUGAUCUUACUAGCAGCAGGCAGUGAAACCACUGCAAAUGCGGAGCUCUUCACCCUCAUGAUGCUAAUAAGGAACCCCGACAAAAUGGCCAAACUGUACAACGAGAUUGACUCCUGGUAUCCCGCCAAUGAUAGCCGCCCUACCGACUGCGAAUACAGCUUUACAGGCAUGACAUAUCUGCAGGCGUGCAUUGACGAGGCGAUGCGUCUUGUGCCAGCUCAGGCAACAGGAAGUCCACGUCAGUGUCCCACUGAUCAAACCAUCCUCGGAUACCGGAUCCCUAAGGGGACGACUGUUUUCCCUGUUACACAGCAGGUGCAGUUGGAUGAGACGUGGUGGCCGAAUGCUACCGAGUAUCUGCCUGAGCGAUGGCUCAAAACAAAUGAAGAGGAGAAGCCGUACUGGCCGUUCUCAGCGGGGAGUCGUGUGUGCAUUGGCAAGCAUUUUGCUUUGCAAGAGAUGCAUUUGACGCUUGUGUCGCUUCUGAGGAGGUUCAAGUUUGCGUAUAUUCCGGGGCAGGAUGAGUCGACUCAUUUUAGAAUUGCACAACAGAUGAAGGCGCCGCAGUACAUGAUGAAGGUGGAGAAGAGGUGA